UGUAAACUUGCAGUGAGAAAGAAAAUGGCGGUCUUCCUAAAGGAAAAAUAGACAUCAAGUCUAAUGAAUAUUUUUAAUGCUAUGAAUAAACAAAUUACGUGUUGCUGAAUAAGAUCAUCACUUUCCUCAGGUUUAGUAAUUUUCAGAUUGAGAAGUGAUCUUUAGUGAACAUCACAUUUAUUAUUUAUCUUUAAUUAAUUCGAAAAUUGAAUACUAAAAAAUAUUUUUAAACGAAUUAUGAACAGGCAGGCCCUACUACUUCCGAAUAGGCAUAGGCUGACAGAAAGUUUAAAAUGCCACAGUCUCAGAUAAGGCCAACCCUACACAUAUUAUUUCUGAAGAAUCAACGUUACUGAUGAUUACUUUAACUAUAAUUUCCGUUUUUCUGUAUAGAGUCUUACUAUAUCCUAGCCCCAUUGCCAUGCCAUGAAUCAUAUACAACUAGAGCUGGUGCAUAAUAAAUAAUAAUCUACUCUACUAGUAGUUACUCUACUGAUGAAUGAUACAAUUUAGUGGUAUUUUACUUAAUAAUAUUUAUCACCUGCAAUUGUUAAAUACUAUAGCUUGGUAAAGAUUGGGUUAGUGGUUUAGAUGGGAAUUCCAACACUAACACAUGACUUGGGGUGACCAACAGUUGGGAUGCCAGGAGGAUGUGUAUAAUUUAAUAUUAUGAUUAUAACUUUCCUGUUCUUCACUGAGCAUUACUUGCAUCAUAAUAUUCAUAAAUAAAAUCUGGUGAUUUAUAAAGUUUAUUUGAAAUAUAUUAAAAUUAAAUUUUCUGUUCUUAUUAAAACUCAACUUACAAAGUUUUAAACAAAGGCAGUGUCUACACGUCCGGCGCGCCGGAUGUCUAUCUCCCGCACUAUUUGUCCGGCGACCAAGUCACAUGACCGCCGUAACAAAGUGGCGAGAGAUAUUCUGUCGGUCAGCCUUGUCACGUGACUGCGAAUAAUUCAAAACUAUUAUUAAUUUUAAAAUCUAUUUCUCUACCAAGUAAUGUACUGAGUAUCUUGAAUGCAAAUAAUAGAAAAAAACUUAAGUGAAAGUGGCUUGUAAACAUUUUUGUGCACCUGUAAUCCAUAAAAUAAAUUCAGUGCCAGUGUGGAGUUGGCAACCAAAGAAGUAAAAGAUUUCAUUUUAAAUUGUUACAAAAUAUUUAAAAACUUCUCAUGAAACUACUGUUGCUGAUGAACAUGAUAAUAUUAAUAUAGUAUAAAAUAUUUUACAUUAAAAUGGGAGAAAAAAAAACAAAUCUUAUCCCCGGUAUUGAUCCUCAAAUCAUAAUAUCGUCAAGCGACCACUCUACCACUAAACCACACAAGAUCUACGAAACUGUACUUCAUUCGGAAUUAUAAAAACUACUAGCCGUCCGUCGGUCACGUGACAUACCGCGGACGUAUAUCUUGCGCACUAUUUGUCCGGCGCGCCGGACGUGUAGACACUUCGUUAAACAAAUAAAGAAGAAACCCAUAUUAGCAUAUUCCUAAGAGGGGGCCAUCCAUAAAUGACGCUUUUAAUGUGACAUCACAUAGCUUACCCCUGGGCGCCCGGAGGGGGGGGGGGCGGCACUGCCCCCCCCCCCCCCUGGAUUGAUUGGAUAAAAAUUUUUUUAGACAAAAAAUUUAUUAAAGUUUAAUAAAGUAAAGAGAAAAUAAAGAGAAAGUAACUAAGCUGAUGUCCUGUCCGUUCAUUCACCAUACAAAUACGCUACAGUAAAUUAAAACUACAUUAAAACAUUACAAAAAAAUGUUCCCCCCACACCCCCACCCCCCUAGGAAGUUUUCUGUGGGCGCCCAUGGCUUAACUCCCCCUCUUCAAAAUGUGACAUCAUUUACGGAUGACCCCUAAGCCAAAGAGAAAAAGACGUUGGCAUUGCUAGAAGUAAUUCAUUUUGAUUGGUUGAAAAAGAAGUACCUUUUCAUUGUUCAUUUCAACAUAAUUUUCUGGGCAAGACGAAAAAAAAAUUGUUUAAAAAAAUUCAUAGCCAAAUAUGAAAAUCUUUUGAAUACGGGACUAUAGUCAGAAGUUGACCUGGGGAACCUCCAUGAUCUAGUUACUGUGGAAAGCAUCCUCUGCACUACCAGACUGCUUACACAAUACCAGCCAAAUAGCGAUAGUUAAGAAGUUAAAGAAGGACUACAUUAGCCUACAAUAAUUUAGAAGCAUUUAAGGUAUUAAAAGAAGACUAAAUAAAAUACCUUGACAAGAAAAUUGUUUUAGGCAUCAUUUUAAGAGAAAAAUGAAAUAAAAAUUAUUAGCAGAUUAUUUUAAAAUAAAUGUAAAUUAAUGCAUUUAAAUUUGGGAGUGGGCACAUUUAUUUAAAGUGAUUUAAAAAGUAGAGUGUUAACAACUCAUGAUUUUCACAAUAUAUUUUCUCAGAUAUACCAUGAGUGAAGAUGAUACCCCACCCCCUCGUUUUGCAGGCCGCACUUACAGUCGCUCUAAACCUAGCAGAGCAAUAGAUGAGACAUCAGAUGGUAAAACAGUGCCUUUGAAAGCUGCUGUUUCUAUGUCAAAGUGGGGGAAAGCCAAUUAUGUUCCUUUUAGGGAAAGUGCAGAUGGUGCGUCUGAUGUCAAGAGAAUUAAGAUGGAGUGUAAACCUGAGGAUCCUUUUAGCUUUGAUACUGAAGAUAAAAGAAAGCUAAGCCCUGUCAAAAAACAAGCGGCACCACAGCAGCCAGAACCCAGACAGUCUACUAAACUUCCAGCUUCUAGAAUUCUUGUUAAGGGGGAAGGAUCUGAAGAAUACUUUCCAGAAAAGAUAAACGAAGUUUCUAAAUCUCCUGCAUUCCGCACUUACACUAGAGCCACCACUAAAAAGCCUAUCAUUAUGGAGCAGUUUAUAGAAGUUGGCAAAGUGAGUUUAUCAAGUGAGUCAUUGAACUACCAUGAUAGUAAAUUGAGUUCAUCUCAAGACUCUUUUACAGAGGCUAAAGAAGACUCUGCAGAAGAUGAUGAGAUUUUCCCUGUUCAGUUUAAAAGAGAACCCCUUAAGACUUACUCAGGAGAAGUUGUUACACCAGUUGACAAACCAGAUUCACCUCCACCAAGGAAAUCAGGCUAUAAGAAAAAGGGUGGACCGAGAGGCCGCAAGCCCCUGACUGUGUCUGACCCUGAUUUAAUUGAAGAAUACAAAAGAAAUUACGCAGCUCAACAGCUCAAAAGUAAACCGGAUACAGCAACAGGCGGUCUAAACAACAGUAUGGUGGUGUCUAAAGAAGAAAUGGCCAAUGAAGACCAGGGCACCACUGUUGUUGUUGUUUGUAAGCCAAAGGGACUAGUUGAAAAAACUGAUGUUCAUACAAAGUAUUUUGCAAAACCUGUAAAAUCUAAAGGUGGUUUAGUUCAAGUGUCAUCUGAUGCAUCAUCUCAAGAUACGGUUGGGGAAAAUGGUAAUACUGAUUCUACCACAUCCACCCCCGUGAAAGUUGAAAGUGUCCCAACUCACAUCAGUAGUCGUCAUAAAAAUGUUUCUUAUGUGGCAGCUAAUUCUGAAGGAUUACCCUCACAAGGCAGCAAUGCCAGCAAUCAAUCAUCCCCUUCCACAGUGUCACCUGUCCGACGUGUUGCUCAGGGCAGAGGCUCAAAUUUGGAGUCUUCUCCACUUGUGCCAACUCCAGGAUCAACUGACAGCAGCUCUCAGGGCGAUGGUUCACUAGGUCGUGGCAAACGUUAUAGAAUAUUUAAAUCUCGUGCUCCUCAGGUGGAAGAAGAACUUAAGCCACCAAUUUAUGGAGAUGAAUUAAUGGAGGAUGAAGAAUCACCUUUGCCAUGCAGUGAACAGGCAGUAGACACGUCUGUUGGAGCACAAUCACUUAUUAGUCAAGAUGACAAAAUAGUAUAUGUUGAGAUAGAUGUAGCAAUGGAAGAGUCUUCGUCAUUAACCCAGCAAUCUUCAAAUAACACUGGAUCUGCAGAACCACCUAGCACUGUUGAAACAGAUAGUGAUCCUUCCAUUGUUAAACAGAAUGACCCAUCUGCAGCAAGGGAAUUACUAGCUGCUCGUCUGAGAAAUAUGGAAAAGGGCAAUGAUUCAGACUCCACAGGAGAGCCAGACAAUAUGUCAGAGUGCUCAGAGAAUCUUCAGUCUCAGGAGUCACCUUUCAAUAACCAGAACACUCACGAAGAAGUCAGCCAGAAGGAAGUUUCAAGUGCCCCUAGGAAGUUUUUUAAAUCAAAGAAAUCAUUGUCGGGCUCAUCAGAACUUCAGAGGAAAAUAUUUGGAGGUAGUCCACAAAAAGGGGUAAGCAUAUGAGUUUCUUAACUGAAUUUCUCAUUGAAUUUAGCAUGCAAUUAAAACACACAUGACAAUUUAGAUACAUCAUAUGAACUACAUGAGUUGAAGUAAAAUGGGUAGCGCAACUAUUAUUUAGAACAGUAAUUGAUAUGUCAGUGUAAAAAAAUUCUUAAUAUUUUUUUUAUUACAGUCACCGGCAAAGGCCACAUACAAUGCACGGUCCUGGUAUACUGAACAUGAUGCAGAUGAUAUAAAAGAGGUGUGUAAAUGUUUAUUUACUUCCUAUAUAUUCAGAAAAUAUUUUUUAUUAAAUCUUAAAUUUAAAUAUUGAUUUAGAUAUAUUAUGAGUUAAUGUUUCAGUCAUAAGACUACUUUUUAAUAUUUUUAAUAGAAAGCUUACAAUAUUUUUUUGUAUUUAAAAAAAAAAAAAUAUUUUAUGAAAUUGUGAAACAUUUAUAUUUUGAAAAUAUUUUUGCCUUCAGGAAUUAUCCCAAAAAGGCACCAUUAAAAAAAAUGAAAAGGAUGAAGAUAUUGUUAUUAUAAAAGAUUCAAGCAAAGGGCCUCAAUUGAAACGUGAAGUACACUGGCCUGAAAGACAGUAUGAUGAGGCUUACACAUCGCUAAGAGUGAGCAAAACUCAUAAAGAGGUAUUGACUGUUUAUUUAUUUAAACUGUUAAGCUAAUUUUGUAUUCAUAUUGCAAUUGAUUUUUAAACCUUUUCAUUUAGGUAGGUUCACACUGCAGAUUUGUUGAUGUUUACGAUCUCCAGUUUGACAGGGAUAUAUCUCGUAGUUGUUUACUCUAAACAAGCAGAACUUAAGUUUAUAUUGAUCAAUAUGUGCUAGCACAGUGAUCAGCAGCCUGUUGCUGUAUGUGGCUCUUUAUGUGAAUGAAUUCACCUUUUUUCCCUUUAGCUUUGAUUUUACCAAUGAUCACUCAUGCAAUGCAGAGGAAAAUUAAAACUUACAAAAACAAAAAAACUUAAAAAUUAAUACCUUUUUUUUAAUAGUAAGAAGACAUUGUUCCUCUUAAAUCAUUUCUUGUCUUGCCCACUCCAAUAAAUUCAAACUUGAAAUUUAUUUCACAAAUUUUAUUUUUCGAACUGAAAUUUAUUAAUAUGGAUUCUAUCCAAUAUUACUAAUAAUUAACAUUUUUAAACAAGUCAACUGAUAUUAAACUCAUUUUUUUCUUUUAUGACCAAUUUAUAAUCUACCGGCUGCUAUACUACUAGCCUGUCAGCUGAUAACAAUGCAUGUACAUAAAAUAAAGGUUUUGGGAUUGUGUUUGUAUAUUGCCAGCAGAAAAUAUACAGGAACACUUACCAAACCCGUGAUAAUGAAAUCUGCCCACCCUAUUUUUGUUAUAACAAGUAAAUGGUCUCACUGGUAAUAAUUUUCGUUUUUUAUUUAUAAAUGGCUUUGGCUUACAUUUUUUACUUCAGCUUUACACUGUGGUACACAAUGUUAAGCAGACCCAUGAAGUACAGGAACUUGGAGAAACUCAGGACUUCAUGGAUGAAGUUGACUACCUAUUGGAUAGUUUACAGGACACCAAGUCUAAAUCCAUUCGUUGCCUUAGGUGAGUCAUUGAAUCAUCUUUAGAGCUUUUUGUUUACAAAGUUGAUGGACAACCACUUAACAAAUGCUGUUAACUCCCUUGUCACUACACAUUUUUUUUUCAUUUCAAAGUGUGAUACCAUUUCAAUUGAGGUUAUGUCUCUGAAUUACAUGAAAUUUGUAUUUAUGUUCCACAAUAGCAUGAAUUUUACCACCAAUUUUUUUGUCUAAAAAUUUUUUUCUCCCUUUCAACAAAUUUUAUGAAAAGUAUUUAGCCAAUUACUGCAUUUUCUGCCAGUAAUUGUUUUUGGUUACUUUUAAAUUUAUAUGUAAUAUUUUCAGUUCUGAAAAUUCUGUGUCCAAAUAUACCAAAGAAUUUUCCUUUUCCUAUGGUGUACAGGAUAGUAUUGUGCUAUUAAAUAUGACAUUCUUGGCAAAUAUGAAAAGUGUAGGUGCCUUAAAUUCUGCACCAUUGAGAAUGUUUAAUAGGCAAAGAUGGGAUCAAAGUAAAUUUUUACUAUUCAUAUUUUUUCAUGUAAAUUGCAAAUAAUUUGUCCUGUCCUAAUUGAUUGGUAACUACAACUUUUUAAAAUACUUUAUUUGUAGUUGUUUAAAGCUUGCUGGAAAGUGUAUCUCACCUGCUUUUCGAAUGCAUAUGCGAGCUCAUGGUACAGUUGCAAAAAUAUUCAGUUUGCUUCAUGAUGCAUGUACAGAUCCUGUAAGUAGGCAUUGACUUUAAAGGAUACCAGAUUAGUUUAAAAUGAAAGAUAUUUUAAAUGUAUUAAAUUAGUUAUUUCUUGAGAAAAUUGAAAUUGUGACUUAAUUUUCCUGUUUAUGUAUGUGAUAUUCUUUCUUAUUUACUUAUUUUUUUAAUUAAAAAAUUAUAGUGUUUAGCUCUGAGCACAUCAGCCAUGAUGUUCAUGCUCAGCCGUGAUCGUCUGAAUAUGGAUUUGGACCAACACAGUCUUAACCUCAUGUUGAAACUGAAUGAGGUUGACACUGCUGAUGCUGAAAAGGCAACUGCUGCAAGUUUACGAGAUUUAGAAAAAACUAAACAAAGAGUUCAAGAGUUACUGGCUCAGCUGCAACAAGAAACACAUGCCAGAGAAAUUGAUUUAGGAUUUGUUUCGGUAAAUUUAAUGUCUCUCCUUUUUUUUUUAUUUAGCUGUUUGUGAGAUUGCAAUGUUAGAUGCAAUUAGAAUACAUAAUGAAGUCAUAGUCAAUAAUUGGAAAAAAUUUUAAAAAAAUAAUUUAUGGAAAUAAUAAAAGAGCUGUCAAAUUUUAAUUAAUUCUAUAAAUUAUUUUGUCAAAUGUGUAUUUUAAAAACACUGAAUUUUAUGCCUCAUAUUCUUAGCCAAUUUCUAAAAUUUUGACUCUGAAUGUUCAAUUAAUAUAUAACCUCUCAGUAGUAAUUGAAGCCAAUAAAAUCUAUACUUGUGAAAAGGUGAGAUUAUAAAACAGAAUUUAAGUUCUCUCCCAUUGGAAAGGGUUUUAUUACCUUAAGGUACCAGGUAAAUUAUAUUACUUUAUCUGAAUUUUUUUUAAUGAACAAGUUUGUAGAUCAAAUUAUCCCACUCUGGGUCUCUGUAUGUAAAGUUUGUAUCUAGGUUGUACCUGGAUACUGAAAGUGGGGUUGGGGGCAGGCAUUGUGCAUAUUGUUUUUUAAAAGACAGGUGAUAUAUAAUCUUCUACUGUAUAAGUUAUAUUUUAUUUUUAUGGUUGUUUAAAAGUAUUUCUCUUAGAGGGAUCUUAUAUAGUAGAUCAGAUCUUCUGCUGAGUUUAAAGUUCUGUUAAAAUUUGCAGUCUCCUUUUAACAUGGAGCUUGUGUUGUUCAUAUAUAUUUCUUGAUUAGUCUUGUGUCAUUUCUUAUUUCUGAAAGUUAUCUCUUUUUCUAUGUUAAUUUUACAUAAAUAUGUAUAAAUUAUAGACUGGUAACCUGGCUAUGGAAUCUUUACUAAGCUUGACCUCAAGACGGGCUGGGGAGUGGUUUAAAGAAGAGCUACGAAUAAUGGGUGGCUUGGAUCACAUUGUGGAUUCUGGUUAGUUCAUUUUGUUUAAUCCCAAUUAUUAAAAUUAUUUUUUUUAAAAUCCUUUAUUGAUUUCACAUUUCAAGUUAGAAUAUGACUUAAAGAGAUUUUUUUUUAUUGUUGCUACAUGUCUUUUUAACUUGUAUCUUUCAUCUUAUGCUUAGUGACAGCCUGUGAAAGAAAUCUACCUGAAGAUUUAACACAAGAUAUUCAGAAUGCUCUUCCUGUUUUGAGGAAGCUUGACAGAUGUUUAAGAGUUUUGGAGAAUGUAAGUAUUGAUGUAGAAAGGGAUCAAUAUAUAUAGAGGGAAUUAAUUAUUAAUAGUGCAUGUGCAAUAGAUUCCAAAGCUUCUGUGUUAUUUAGAAAUUUGUUCCUCUUAAUGAACUCUUGUUGAAACUUUGUCAAAAACUAUGUUGAAGUGAAAAAGCAAAAUUGAUGAGUUACAGAUUUUCAAUAUAUCUACAUUGAUGAUAAAAAUAACAAACUAUCUAAAAUAUCUGUAUUUUGGAAAAUGGCAUACAUUUAUCAAGCAAAAAAGUUUUAGUAGAUGUAAUUUCCUAAAUAUAUUUCCUGACAUAUCAGACUUUUUUUCUGUUAAUUUUCUUAAUCGCAAAAGUUUAGCUUUCAAAUAAAAUUGAGAAAAAUAUAUUCUUUACUUUCAGAUAAGUUCCAUGAAUGCUGAUAAUCAAUUCUAUCUGAUAUCAUAUAAAAAUGCCUCUUUGCUCCAGUCAUGCACCAGGUAUGUAAUGCUAUGUAAUAUAGACAAUAAUAAAAGUCUGGAUGGCAAGAUAUUUUCACAUUAAAGAAUUCUGCUUAAUUGGGCCAGUUUUAUGUGACAAAUAGCACAAAGAAUGUCCUAUGAUUUAUUUGUAAACAUUUCAGUGGGGAGUAGAUUGAGAUUUAUUGUUUGGCUACACUUGUAGCCUAAUCUAAUCUUUAAAAAAAAACUGCUUUGUUCACUAAGAGGACAACAUGUUUAAUUACAUUAUGCAAUAUAUUGUGUCAAAUUCUUCUACUUCUAGUGAUUAAACUAAAUUAGGAAAGGAAGGUUGUUUCAGUUUUAAAAAUUCCCCCACUUUUCUCAAGAUUGCCUAAUAAAAAAAGCUUUUGAAGUUUCUUAUUUAAAACGAAAACUCUAUUAGCUCCUUGAUAAAUAAUUUAGUAAGAUUUAAUUUCUAGCAGAGUGAUAUCACGUUUUUUUUAGGACCCUACGCCUCUGUCAGCAAUGUAUGCCUACAUAUGCAAUGCAUGAAAGCCCAGAUGAGGACAAGACUUUAAGAGACACACCUGGCUACACAGUCUUAACCUGUAUGCUUGCUGUGCUUAGAGUUUUGCUUAAUGUAACACAUGAACACAGUAAGUAUAAUAAUAAAAUCCUGGUUUCAGCAUUUAUUCUACUUAAUGGAAAGGAAAUAUAUCUGGACCAUACUUAACCCAUGAACUGUGGUCGGCCGAAAAAAUGGCAGACUUUCUCGUUUUGAGCAAAAUUUUUUAACGGGGUGGGCAAUAUGGUCAUCUUUAUCCCCAUCCAUUUAACUUUCUAAAAAUAUAUACUUAUUGGAGGUCUUGUAUCAAUAUUUCUAUGUCAUUUAAUGCAAUUUCAAAUGGCUCUCAAAACGCUCUGAAAAGCUCCACACCACGGAAUGAUGCAUGCCACAGUUCAUGGGUUAAGAAAAUGUAGAAAGAUGUUUGAUGUCUCUGGAAAAAAAAAGAAAGAAACAUGUUGUACUGAUUUAUUUUUCCAGAACUUGGUGAUCUUGAUUCUGCUGCAGAAACGUCUCUGAUAGAAACGAUAUUGAAAUGUUUGACAACAACACAGUGGUGUAUUCCUGUAGAGCAAAGGUUUGAUAUGGCAGUAUUGGUACGUAUUUUAUCCAGCAAUUUGUGCUUUAAGGAUAUCUAAGCCUGUAUCCUAAAUGCUGGACCAUAAAAGCAUAACUUAUUUUAAGAAUUGGGGAAACAUUAAUCUAGACCAAGAAUUUUAGCUUUGUGUAAUAAUUCCUUUAACAUCCAAUAAAAGCAAUUAAUAAUAAUAAUAAUAAUUAGUGGUCUUUAAAGCGCGGUACCCCAGCCUAGGGCUGGGCUCACCAUGCUGUACAUAAAAAUAUUAUCAAAAGAGACAUAAUCAUGACAUUAUUUUCAAAUUAAUCAGUUUAAGUUUGAUAGUUAAUUCUUUUAUAGCUUUAGCAAAUGUGUUCCAAUAGUUACAAAUUACACAAAAGAGCUGUAAAAAGAGCAUACUGAUUUUAACAUUUUUUUUCUGUAGUGUCUCGGUCUGCUAAUAAAUCUUGUUGAGAACCGUCACACAAACCGUAAGAUAAUGAUGGAAAUGGAAACUCAGGUCAAGUACACAGAGAGAGCUCAGGCCAAAACAAUGAGUGCCAUCAAGGCAGUAGUGGAGGUAAAAAAUUCAGAUUGUUACUUGUAAAAACUUGUACGACAUUCGCCGAGUCACUUGUAUCAGUUAUAAAUAUUUAACUAACAAUGUUUAUAUAUUAAAAGUACUUCCAAUAAUUUUCUCUUUUCAAGUUGUUUGUUCAAAGAGAGCAGGCUGCACGUGAAAUGGAAGAAGACAAUGAGACCUCAACUGAUACAUCAAGUUCAGAAUCUCCCAACAAAAGUGGUGAAUGGAAGGAGUCAGAUUCUGGAAUAGAGUGGAUAACCAACAGUCUGAAGAAAGCAAAGGAAGAGGAGGAGAAAAUGAAGAAGUCGACAGUAGCAGCUAAAGAGGGUGAUGAAGCUAACCAGAGUAUACUGGAAGAUGAUGAGGAGACAUUCACUAAAGGUACAAAAUAUGUUUGUCUUCUGUUCCUUUAUUCCGGUUCUUCACAAAGCAGAUGAUACAUCGAACUUAUUGGUAGUUAAAUCUUAAUGUCCUAUUUUUAAGUUGCUUAAAAUAUCUAAAAUAAAAAUAACAAAAAUGCAAGUCUCUUAAGAUUAAUUUGAAAAAAAAAUGAAUUUCUCUUAUUUUUUACUUUAAAAUUUAGCACUACAUAAAGCUGGCAAGCAUAUGGAGAACAGCAUUGUGGCUUCUUAUGCUGGACUUUUACUGGGUACUACCAUAAUUGAUGAUAAGGUAAAUAUCCUACAAUUUUCUCUUAUUAAAGCCCAUUUUUGAAUUAUUUAUUAUCAAGCAGCUUUUAGAUGAUGCUGCUUUUAAGAAUAAUAUUUGAGAAGUAAACUGUAAUUUAUGAUUUAUUCUUGGUUUAGAAGAUGCUUGGAGAAUCACUGUAGGCUAAACAAAAACAUAUAAUUAAGCAUUUUUGCUAUUCCUGGAUUGUAGGAAUAUUUAAAACCUUUGCUGGUUCAGGUGAUGAACUAUUUUAUAUUGUAAGUAAUCUUAAGCUUGCCAUGUUUGAUCAUUUUUGAAUGGGAGGGAUAAUAAGUGGGGGGAGACUGGGAUCAGGUUGGGUGAAAGGAAAUAAAUUAUGCAAGGUAGGGGAAAACUGAAAAAAUAGGCAAAGAAAGAACAAACAUGUCUGCAAGAAGACUUGGUCAGAAAUCAGUACAAAAAAAGAGAAGCAAAGGAAGUAAAAAUAUAAAAAUAAAAACGUUGCUUUAAAUUUAAUUCCAAGAAAACAGCAGGAGGAAGAUAAUUUUAAAAGGGAGGUAAUUUAAAUAAACUAGGAGAUAAGUAGCCAUGAAGAUUUCAAAUUACAGACUCAUGAUAUAUGUUGACAGAAAAUUUACCAAGUCAGUAUCAAUUAAGAGAUUUUUUUUUGCUUUAAAGAUCAGUGUAUGGCAGGCUCCUUCUGUACUUAGUUCUUUGUAGUAUAUGUAAUCUAUUUUGUUUUCAACUUCUGCGAUCAUUUGAACAUAUGUAUUUAAGAGCUUUUAAUCCAUGCAUUGUGUCAUUGAAACUUCUAUCUUUGUUGUAGGAGUAUGCUGCUACUGUGAAAAAACUCAUUCCAAAUGAAGACUUUGGUCCUAUGAUAAAGAUGUUAAAGAAAUUCCUCAAUUUCAUGAGUCUUACUGUAAGUUUAGCCUAUAUUUUUGUAUUUUUAAUAUCUACUUUAAAAAAAUGCAGGUAUUGGACUAUUUAGAUUUUAUGAACUAGACUCACUGCACUUUAUUUUGUAACCAACCAAAAAAAAAAACAACUAAAAGUGAAUGCUAGAGACAUUUUAAAUCUUUUUACCACACUCCUAAUAUCAAUACUGAAAAAUAUUUUUUUAAUAUACCUAAUUCAAAAAUCUUAUAAUAAAUACCUGGAUCGAAUUCAAUCCUCCAGGGGUAAUAAGAGUUCAUCUUCAGGUUACAAGGGGGUUAAUGUUGAAAAAAAUAUAAUUUUUAGUUUAAACAGCUUUAUGAUGCUCAAUGCAGCUUGUAAUCAAGUUACUGUGGACAACUAUAUAACAUAAUUAUUGAAUUGAUGAUCUAGUAGUUUUGUUAGUUAUUUAAUGGAUUUAAAUUUUAAUCUAUUUUCAGACUGCUUUUGGCAGCACUGAUGUUAACGGUAUCACGAAGGUUAUUGAUGUCUUGGAAUCAGCGUGAUAGUGAUUUUUUCUUCUGUUUUCAUCUUAUUGUGCAUGUCAAUUGAUUUUUCUUGUGAGGGAGAAUCAAAGUUAGUUCUUGUGUUAAUGUUUUACUGUCAGUUUCUCAUAGUGCUAUGAUUUUGUUCUUAAUCUUUGAAUUAAGACACAGAACAUUAAGAUUUGUCCCUGACAUAAGCAGAUGAAUAACUUGAGUGAUGACAUCUGAAAAAUUUAAGUGAUCACAUCUCUAGUUUCUUGCUAAGUGCUGAAAAUGUAUCUGGCUGAUAAUAUAUACAUUAUCAUUGUUACUAUUAUUCCAAUAUUAUAUCAUGGUGUGGAUAUAUGUGGGUACAGAUUUAUAUUCACAAAGUAAUAUAAACUGGAAAGAUCUCUGAUUAUCAGCAAUGAACGAAAAAAUGCUGAGAGUAAUGUUAACCCUUUUUUUUUUGAGUAAAAUUACUUUUAUGUAAACCAUUGGAAGAACUCAAUGACUCUUGAGAGCAAUAUGAACUUAUCUGUUUUUAUAAGACGACUUUUUUUUUGGUUUUAAGGACAAAGGCUGAAUAUAUGGACAGAUUUUUAUGUAACAUACACAAGAAAAGUGCCCAUAUAAAACCAAAUCGAGAUCCCAUUAUGAUUGAUUGAAGAUAAAUAAAAAAUAAAUUGAACAAAAGGAAUUUAUAUACUUUUUGAUUUGCGGUAUAAUUUUAAUGAUUUCUUUUUGGCCUUAUAUGAAUAGUUGUUUGUGGAUGUGGAAGUUUAGUUAAAAUGAUAAUACUACAGAUGAAUUAAGUCUAGAUAUACAUCUCGAUAUAAACAAUUAUCCAAUAUUAUAAAUGAAUAUAUACACAUCCUCAUUUUCACAUAUCGUUAAUAAUUCUUUAUCAUUUUGCAUGUCUUAAAAGAAAUUCUGGUUUCUAGGCACUGGCAAACAUUUUUGUUUGUUAUUUCCAGAAUAAAUAUUUAAAAAAAUAGGUUUUCAAUAUAUUCCUUCAGAAUGCGUAGAAUAAUGUAUUUUUAAAAAUGUUAUUUAAUUUUUGAAGUUGACUCAGAAUCCUUUGAAAAACUUUUAGUGACUUCACUGACCAGAAAAGACAUCGGCCACCUC
This is a messenger RNA of Lymnaea stagnalis (great pond snail), 13403 nucleotides long. Lineage: Eukaryota; Metazoa; Mollusca; Gastropoda; Lymnaeidae. The record is from the annotation of a GenBank genome assembly.